UCUCUCUCUCUCUCUCUCUCUCUCUCUCUCUUUCGGAAUCCGUCAAUCUGCGGAGCUCGCGCGUCCUGUCGCUUCCUCUCGGAUAUUAUAAUCCUUAUCAUUAUUUUUCUUUCAUGUUGUAGAUUCAUUGCUAUCUAUCAAUCUAUCUAUAAAUAUAUAUACUUUUUUUUUUUUCGUUUUUUAUUUUUUUUGCCUUUUUUGUUGCGGAUGUUGCUUGAAGCCGAACCCGCCGAGCUCCGCGUGGGAGUGCGUGAACGGGUCGCGAGAGCGCAACACCGAGCGGAAUGACGCGCGCUCUGCUCCAAGUGCUCACGGCUCUGCUGGCGUGCGCGCUGGACAUGCAUCAGCUCAGGGUAAUAGAAGCUAAGGAGCAUGACAGGCGUGGGACUUCGCUGACCAUGUCGCCGUCCGAUUUCCUGGACAAACUGAUGGGGAAGACGUCAGGCUACGACGCAAGGAUAAGACCCAACUUCAAAGGUCCCCCUGUAAACGUCACUUGCAACAUUUUCAUCAACAGCUUUGGCUCCGUCACCGAGACCACCAUGGACUACAGAGUGAACAUUUUCCUGCGUCAGAAGUGGAACGACCCGCGCCUUUCCUACAGCGAGUAUCCAGACUCCUCGCUGGAUUUGGACCCGUCCAUGUUGGACUCGAUUUGGAAACCCGACUUGUUCUUUGCCAACGAGAAAGGCGCCAAUUUCCACGACGUCACCACUGAGAACAAGCUGCUGAGGAUCUUCAAGGACGGAACUGUUCUUUACAGCAUCAGGUUGACCUUAAUUCUGUCCUGUCCGAUGGAUUUGAAAAAUUUCCCGAUGGACGUCCAGACGUGCAUCAUGCAGCUGGAGAGCUUUGGCUACACGAUGAACGAUCUGAUCUUUGAGUGGCUGGAAACGGCGCCGGUGCAAGUGGCCGAGGGUCUGACGCUGCCUCAGUUCAUCAUCAGGGAGGAAAAAGAGCUCGGCUACUGCACUAAACACUACAACACGGGGAAGUUCACCUGCAUCGAAGUGAAGUUCCAGCUGGAGAGGCAGAUGGGCUACUACCUGAUCCAGAUGUACAUCCCCAGCCUGCUCAUCGUUAUCCUGUCCUGGGUUUCCUUCUGGAUCAACAUGGACGCCGCGCCGGCUCGAGUCGCCCUCGGCAUCACCACCGUCCUCACCAUGACCACGCAGAGCUCCGGCUCCAGAGCCUCGCUGCCAAAGGUGUCGUACGUGAAGGCCAUAGACAUCUGGAUGGCGGUGUGUUUGCUGUUUGUCUUCGCGGCGUUGUUGGAGUACGCUGGAGUGAAUUUUGUCUCGAGGCAACAGAAGGAGUUUCUGCGACUCAAACGGAGACAGAGACGAAAUCUCAAGGAGGAGGAGCUAAGAGAAGGACGUUUCCAUUUCUCCGGCUAUGGCAUAGCUACGUGCAUGAAGGACGGCAUAGCGGUGAAAAGUGACAGCGGCGUGCAGCAAACAUCGGUGGAGAACAAUAAGAGGAAGUUUGUGGACCGAGCGAAGAGGAUCGACACCAUUUCGAGAGCAGCUUUUCCUUUGGCCUUUCUCAUUUUUAACAUCUUCUACUGGAUCACGUACAAAAUAAUCCGACAUGAAAACACCGCCAAAGUGUAGCAGCUGAUGGUUAGAGAGAUGGCAUUGUAGCGUCACGUUGUUGAGGCGAAACAGCGACGGAGAAGUGGCAGGUGCUGGUCGAUU
Messenger RNA from Pangasianodon hypophthalmus (striped catfish), 1697 nucleotides. RefSeq names its product glycine receptor, alpha 2 (gene glra2). Gene Ontology annotation, biological process: signal transduction; chloride transmembrane transport; chemical synaptic transmission. NCBI's taxonomy places the organism in Eukaryota, Metazoa, Chordata, Actinopteri, Siluriformes, Pangasiidae. Gene Ontology annotation, cellular component: synapse; plasma membrane; neuron projection. Gene Ontology annotation, molecular function: chloride channel activity; transmembrane signaling receptor activity; transmitter-gated monoatomic ion channel activity. The transcript is spliced from 9 exons. The record is from RefSeq and is a predicted model, not a curated record. Bases 285 to 1613 code for a protein of 442 amino acids.